UCUUACGGUAAGCAGCUCUAAAAUUCAUGAACUGAAUAAAGUUCGUUUGUACGAAAGCGACAAAGAACCUGCUUUCAAGUUCUUCUAGGAAUACUGAAAAAGUGUUGCAUUGGGUAAAAAUGGAGAGCGGUACUGAUGCAUUUGGAGUGAGCAGUGCACGUAUUGGAAGUUCUAGCAUUUGUAGGAACAAUGUCAGGGAAGCUUUCUCCAUGUCUUCUCAUGAAGAAGACGAUGAAAAUGCAUUGAAAUGGGCCGCUAUUCAGAAACUGCCUACCUAUUUGCGAGUAAGGAGGGGAAUACUCACUGAACAAGAUGGGCAGUCGAGGGAGAUUGAUAUAAAGAACCUUGGUUUCGUUGAGAGAAGGAAUCUGCUUGAAAGGCUGGUGAGAAUAGCAGAAGAAGAUAAUGAAAGAUUCUUGCUGAAGCUUAAGGAACGCAUAGAUAGAGUUGGACUUGAUAUGCCUACAAUUGAGGUCCGGUUUGAGCAUUUAAAUGUGGAAGCAGAAGCUUAUGUGGGGAAUAGAGCAUUGCCUACCAUGUUCAACUUCUCUGUAAACAUUGUAGAGGGAUUGUUGAGCAACUUGCAUAUUCUUCCCAGUAGAAAGAAACCAUUUCCAAUCCUCAAUGACGUUAGUGGAAUUAUUAAACCCCGAAGAAUGACGUUGCUUUUAGGGCCUCCAAGCUCAGGCAAAACUACAUUACUAUUGGCUUUGGCUGGAAAACUCGGUAAAGAUUUGAAAUUUUCAGGCAGAGUAACUUAUAAUGGACAUGGAAUGGAAGAAUUUGUACCACAGAGAACAUCAGCUUAUAUAAGUCAAUAUGAUCUUCAUAUAGGAGAAAUGACAGUCAGAGAAACAUUAGCCUUUUCUGCAAGAUGUCAAGGGGUUGGACCUCGUUAUGAGAUGUUGGCAGAGUUGUCUCGUAGAGAGAAAGAAGCAAAUAUCAAGCCUGAUCCUGAUAUUGAUAUCUAUAUGAAGGCGGCUGCACUAGAGGGACAAGAAGCCGGUGUUGUUACAGAUUACAUUCUUAAGAUAUUAGGGCUUGAAGUUUGUGCGGAUACCAUGGUGGGAGAUGAAAUGAUACGAGGUAUCUCUGGUGGACAAAAGAAGCGGGUCACUACAGGUGAGAUGCUGGUUGGGCCAGCAAGGGCACUUUUCAUGGAUGAGAUAUCUACCGGUUUGGACAGUUCAACAACGUUCCAAAUAGUGAAUUCGUUGAGACAGUCCAUUCAUAUCCUCAAUGGAACAGCUCUUAUCUCUCUCCUCCAACCAGCUCCGGAGACAUACCAACUGUUUGACGAUGUAAUUCUUCUUUCAGAUGGACAGAUAGUAUAUCAAGGUCCUCGGGAGAAUGUGCUUGACUUCUUCAAAUACAUGGGUUUCAAAUGUCCUAAAAGAAAAGGAGUUGCUGACUUCUUACAGGAAGUGACGUCAAAGAAAGACCAAGAGCAGUAUUGGACACGUAUAGACGAGCCUUACAGUUUUAUCUCAGUCAAGGAAUUUGCUGAAGCAUUUCAGUCCUUCCACAUUGGGCAAAAACUAGGCGAUGAUCUUGCAAUCCCAUUUGACAAGUCCAAAAGCCAUCCAGAUGCUUUAUCAAAAGACAAGUAUGGUGUUCCCAAGAAGGAGCUACUAAAAGCUUGUCUGUCUAGGGAACUUCUUCUAAUGAAGAGGAACUUGUUUGUCUACGUUUUCAAAAUGUUUCAACUUAUUUUCAUUGGGUUCAUAACAGUGACAAUUUUUCUAAGGAUAGAGAUGCAUCGAGAUACAAUAACAGAUGGUGGGAUUUUUAUGGGAGCUUUGUUCUUUAUUCUAGUUACGGUAAUGUUCAAUGGGUUCGCAGAGCUUACAUUGACUAUCUUGAAACUUCCUGUCUUCUACAAGCAAAGGGACCUUCUCUUCUAUCCUUCGUGGGCAUAUUCUCUACCAACUUGGAUUCUUAAGAUUCCAAUCAGCAUCUUAGAUGCUACUCUAUGGGUUUUGAUGAGUUAUUAUGUAAUUGGCUUUGACCCAAAUGUAGGGAGGUUUUUCAAGCAAUACUUAUUGCUCCUAUGUCUUAGCCAAAUGGCAUCAGCACUAUUCAGAUUCAUGGGAGGCUUAGGAAGAAAUAUAAUUGUUGCAAAUACCUGCGGUUCAUUUGCCAUGCUUGCAGUUCUUGUUAUGGGAGGAUUCGUCUUAACCCGAGAUGCUGUCAAGAAAUGGUGGAUAUGGGGUUACUGGAUCUCACCAUUGAUGUAUGGGCAGAAUGCCAUAGCUGUAAAUGAAUUUCUAGGGAAGAGUUGGAGACAAGUUCCUCCCAACUCUACUGAGCCAUUAGGAGUUUUGAUCUUAAAGUCUCGUGGAAUUUUCCCUGAAGCACGUUGGUACUGGAUUGGUGUAGGGGCUUUGAUUGGAUACUGUUUCCUAUUCAAUUUCCUUUUCACAUUGGCAUUAAAGUAUCUUGACCCAUUUGGGAAGCCUCAAGCUGUAAUAAGUAAAGAAACAUUAGCUGAGAAAAUUGCUAGCAAGGCAAGAGAAAAAGUUGACCUGUCAUCAAGGGGAGAAGGUUCUUCUGGGGGAGGGAACGAAAGCCAAAGAAGUGUAUCAUUUAGAUCACUUUCUGCAAAAGUUGGUAGUGUCAAUGAUGCUAAUCAGAGCAGGAAGAGGGGCAUGGUUCUUCCUUUUGAACCCUUGUCUAUGAGCUUUGAUGAAAUCAGAUAUGCUGUAGAUAUGCCACAGGAGAUGAAAGCUCAAGGCAUUUCUGAGGACAGGUUGGAACUUUUGAAGGGAAUAUGUGGUGCUUUCAGGCCUGGAGUCCUAACAGCUCUGAUGGGUAUAAGUGGUGCUGGCAAGACCACUCUAAUGGAUGUGUUGGCAGGAAGAAAAUCCGGUGGGUAUGUUAAGGGAACCAUCAAAAUUUCUGGAUAUCCAAAGAAACAGGAAACAUUUGCUCGCAUAUCCGGAUAUUGUGAGCAACCAGACAUCCAUUCCCCACAUGUUACAGUCUAUGAGUCCUUGCUUUUCUCCGCAUGGCUUAGACUACCCCCAGAGGUCAAUCCUGAGACCAAGACGAUGUUCAUUGAGGAAGUUAUGGAGCUUGUGGAGCUAACCUCACUGAGAGAAGCACUUGUAGGAUUGCCCGGGGUGAAUGGCCUGUCAACUGAGGCACGCAAGAGGCUAACAAUUGCAGUUGAACUUGUCGCCAACCCAUCCAUAAUAUUCAUGGAUGAGCCUACCUCUGGUCUUGAUGCUAGGGCUGCAGCUGUGGUAAUGAGAACAGUGAGGAACACUGUCGAUACAGGAAGAACUGUGGUGUGUACCAUCCACCAACCAAGCAUUGAUAUAUUUGAUGCAUUUGAUGAGCUACUUUUGCUAAAAAGGGGAGGUGAAGAAAUAUAUAUGGGUCCAUUAGGCCACCAUUCUUGCUAUCUGAUAAAAUAUUUUGAGGAAAUAAAUGGAAUCCCAAAGAUAAAGGAUGGUUACAAUCCAGCAACCUGGAUGUUGGAGAUUACGUCAGCAGCACAAGAAGAAGCCCUUGGUGUCAACUUCGCCGACAUAUACAAGAACUCAGAACUAUAUCGGAGAAACAAGGCAUUGGUGAAGGAACUAAGCAGUCCUGCUCCAGGUUCCAAGGAUUUAUACUUUCAGACUAGAUAUUCACAAUCUUUGCUUACUCAAUGUAUGGCUUGCCUCUGGAAGCAGUACUGGUCUUACUGGCGAAACCCACCAUACAAUGCAGUGAGAUUUUUAUUCACAACCGUUAUUGGUCUAUUGUUUGGGACCAUUUUUUGGGAUAUAGGCUCCAAAAGAACAAGGGAACAAGAUGUUUUCAAUUCCAUGGGUUCUAUGUAUGCUGCGGUUCUCUUUAUAGGAUUCCAAAAUUGUGCAUCAGUCCAACCAGUUGUGGCAGUUGAAAGAACAGUCUUUUAUAGAGAAAGAGCAACUGGGAUGUAUUCAGCGCUGCCAUAUGCAUUUGGACAGGUUGUGAUUGAGCUGCCGUACGUAUUAGUUCAAACUGCCAUUUACGGAGUUAUAGUGUAUGCCAUGAUUGGAUUCCAGUGGACAGCAGCCAAAUUCUUCUGGUAUCUGUUCUUCAUGUAUUUCACAUUCUUAUACUUCACCUUCUAUGGGAUGAUGGCUGUGGCUGUUACUCCAAACCACAAUAUUGCUGCCAUAGUUUCAUCUGCGUUCUUUGCAAUAUGGAAUCUGUUCUCCGGAUUCAUCAUCCCCCGAACAAGGAUUCCUAUAUGGUGGAGAUGGUACUAUUGGGCAUGCCCCGUUUCUUGGACAAUUUAUGGACUAAUAGCUUCACAGUAUGGAGACAUAAAUGAGAAAUUUGAUUCUGGAGAAACAGUGGAACAUUUUGUAAGAAACUACUUCGAUUUUAGAAAUGAAUUUGUGGAAAUCGUUGCAAUGGUAGUGGUUGGAAUAUGUGUGCUCUUCGGCUCCAUAUUUGCAGUGUCGAUCAAGGCUUUUAACUUCCAGAAGAGAUGAAAAGUCCUAGGCAUUCAAAUAUACUAAAAUUAUAUCCACAUUAGACCCCCAUCAGGUUCUGAAAAGAAAGAAAAUAUUUCAAGUAUUCAGUUUUUGUCAACUUUGUUCGAGUUUCUGUAUAGUUUUUUCUAGUUGUGUAUGUUC
Gossypium raimondii (Peruvian cotton) is the source of this 4616-nucleotide messenger RNA. Its product is annotated as pleiotropic drug resistance protein 1. The coding region runs from base 120 to 4472 and encodes 1450 amino acids. NCBI's taxonomy places the organism in Eukaryota, Viridiplantae, Streptophyta, Magnoliopsida, Malvales, Malvaceae. Gene Ontology annotation, cellular component: membrane. Gene Ontology annotation, molecular function: ATP binding; ABC-type transporter activity; ATP hydrolysis activity. The transcript is spliced from 24 exons. The record is from RefSeq and is a predicted model, not a curated record.